AUGGCGGACCAGAGGAUGGACAUUUCUUCAACAAUCAGUGAUUUCAUGUCCCCGGGCGCCACAGACCUCCUCUCCAGCUCCCUGGGCACCAGUGGCGUGGAUUGCACACGCAAGCGGAAAGGCAGCUCCACCGACUACCAGGAAAGCAUGGACACAGACAAAGAUGACCCCCAUGGAAGGUUAGAAUACACAGAGCACCAAGGAAGGAUAAAAAAUGCCAGGGAAGCUCACAGUCAAAUUGAAAAGAGGCGUCGGGAUAAAAUGAACAGCUUUAUUGAUGAAUUGGCUUCUUUGGUACCAACGUGCAAUGCCAUGUCCAGGAAAUUAGAUAAACUUACUGUGCUGAGGAUGGCUGUUCAGCACAUGAAAACAUUACGAGGUGCCACCAAUCCAUACACGGAAGCAAACUACAAACCAACUUUUCUGUCAGAUGAUGAAUUGAAGCACCUCAUCCUCAGGGCAGCAGAUGGAUUUUUGUUUGUCGUAGGAUGUGACCGAGGGAAGAUUCUCUUUGUCUCAGAGUCUGUCUUCAAGAUCCUCAACUACAGCCAGAAUGAUCUGAUUGGCCAGAGUUUGUUUGACUACCUGCAUCCUAAAGACAUUGCCAAAGUGAAGGAGCAGCUCUCCUCCUCUGACACCGCCCCCCGGGAGCGCCUCAUCGAUGCGAAAACUGGACUCCCAGUUAAAACAGAUAUAACCCCUGGGCCAUCUCGGUUAUGUUCUGGAGCACGGCGUUCUUUCUUCUGUAGGAUGAAGUGUAACAGGCCUUCAGUAAAGGUUGAAGACAAGGAGUUCCCCUCCACCUGCUCAAAGAAAAAAGCAGAUCGCAAAAGCUUCUGCACAAUCCACAGCACCGGCUAUUUGAAAAGCUGGCCGCCCACAAAGAUGGGGCUGGAUGAAGACAACGAGCCGGACAACGAGGGGUGUAAUCUCAGCUGCCUUGUCGCGAUAGGAAGGUUGCAUUCUCACGUGGUUCCACAGCCGGUGAACGGGGAAAUCAGGGUGAAGUCUAUGGAAUAUGUCUCUCGGCAUGCCAUCGACGGGAAGUUUGUUUUUGUAGACCAGAGGGCAACAGCUAUUUUGGCAUAUUUACCACAAGAACUUCUAGGCACAUCAUGUUAUGAAUAUUUUCACCAAGAUGACAUAGGCCAUCUCGCAGAAUGUCACAGGCAAGUUUUACAGACGAGAGAAAAGAUCACAACCAACUGCUAUAAGUUUAAAAUCAAAGAUGGUUCUUUCAUCACACUGCGGAGUCGAUGGUUCAGUUUCAUGAACCCUUGGACCAAGGAAGUAGAAUACAUUGUCUCAACCAACACUGUUGUUUUAGCCAGCGUCCUGGAAAGCAGGGAUCCAGGCUUCCCGCAGCUCACGGUGUCCCCCCACAGCAUGGACGGCAUGCUGCCCCCUGGAGAAGGUGGCCUGAAGAGGACCCACCCCACUGUCCCAGGGAUUCCAGGGGGAACCAGGGCCGGGGCAGGAAAAAUAGGUCGAAUGAUUGCUGAGGAAAUCAUGGAAAUCCACAGGAUAAGAGGGUCCUCGCCUUCCAGCUGUGGCUCCAGCCCACUGAACAUCACCAGUACACCUCCUCCUGAUGCCUCUUCCCCAGGAGGCAAGAAGAUUUUAAAUGGAGGGACUCCAGACAUUCCUUCCAGUGGCCUACUACCAGGGCAGGCUCAGGAGCACCCAGGUUAUCCAUAUUCUGAUAGUUCUUCUAUUCUUGGGGAGAACCCUCAUAUAGGCAUAGACAUGAUAGACAACGAUCAAGGCUCAAGUAGUCCCAGUAACGACGAAGCAGCAAUGGCUGUCAUAAUGAGCCUCUUGGAAGCAGAUGCUGGGCUGGGCGGCCCUGUUGACUUUAGCGACUUGCCAUGGCCGCUGUAA
Molecule: messenger RNA, 1881 nt
Organism: Pipistrellus nathusii (Nathusius's pipistrelle)
Lineage: Eukaryota; Metazoa; Chordata; Mammalia; Chiroptera; Vespertilionidae
Source: the annotation of a GenBank genome assembly